AUGGCAGAGCAGCAGGUGGCACUCAAGGUAGCCUUCAACGGAGACAUCCACCGCACGCGCGUAGACCUGCGAAAAUUUUCGUUUAAAGCACUGAACCAGCUAAUGAUGCAGACCUUCCGUUUGCCUGCGGGUGAAUUUAUCGUGCAGUACCGUGAUCCUGAGGGCGACUGCGUCAAUGUAACAACUGACGCUGAUUUUAAUGAAGCCUUGCGAGUCCUUUCAGUAUCUGUGGGGCCUUUGCAGUCGCUCAAGUUUUCGGCUAUCACACGCCACCAAGUGGAGCUUAGUGACCAAGUAACAGAGCCUCUUAUUAAAUCCAUAGAGCACAUCAUGCAGUCUCUUGCCGUAGCACUUGAAAGACUUAAGCGCGACGCCAACUUUACCCCGAGCGUCGCCCCCAAAACGAAUGUGACUCCAGACCAGCUGCCUAAAGACAAUGCCGGCUCGCCGAAGUCAGCCGUUGGUGGCUUCUCAAGCUUUGCUCAGGGCCUUGUGGGUCAAAUUAACCGGCUCAUACCGGAGAUUAAGGCUGGAGAGGCUGCGGCGGCGCCCAUCGCUUCGGUGGAAUCUUCAACCGAAUUGGAGCACAAAGCAGUAGUGCUGCAGCCGACAGAGAUUACCCCGUCGCCGGUUCCAAUGGUUGAGGCAUCGACGGCUCAAGAGAUGGAGGAUAUGCCGUCUGUUGCGUCAUCUGUUGCGUUUUCUGAAGCCGAGGUCAAGUGGGCUGAGCAGCUCUCUAUUGUCAGCGGCAUUUUCCCGAACGCCAAACCUGCGCAUAUUAUUGACAUUUUGGAAAAGAGUGACGGCAAUCUUAACGUUGUGCUUAACGUUUUAACAGAGGAGAACUAA
Messenger RNA from Plasmopara halstedii, 849 nucleotides. Its product is annotated as Phox/Bem1p. The transcript has a single exon. The record is from RefSeq and is a predicted model, not a curated record. The coding region runs from base 1 to 849 and encodes 282 amino acids. Gene Ontology annotation, molecular function: protein binding. NCBI's taxonomy places the organism in Eukaryota, Oomycota, Peronosporomycetes, Peronosporales, Peronosporaceae.